AUGUCCAGACGGUUUCAGCUGAUCUCAAGCGAGCGCCAUUCGCUGAGGAAUGGCGGUCAAGGAAUGGAUGCAGAGAUAACCCCACUGCUCAAGGCACAUGAGGGCUGCAUUUCGGUGAUCUUCAUCUUUUGGAUCUUCUUUGUGAUCGUGGCCUUCUGCGCUCGUAGGUAUGACCCCGACCCCACCUGGUUCACCUUCUUCAGCAUUUUAGCAUUGAUUUGCGUCAUUUGGGGCAUCGUCUCGGGGUUAGCCAACCUACACAAAUACGAAGCUCCUUACUUCACGCUGCUGGAGAUGUCGGUGGCCACUGGGGUCAACGGCACCGGCGUCAACCCCUCUGUGAUCUCGGGCGAAGACGUCAUGGAUGCGGGGCUGAUCACCUUCCAGGCUGGCAGCUCCUUCGAUGCCACGAAGGCAUGGCACUUCAUGAAGGGGACCUUGUACUGUGUGGCGCCCAUCCUUGGUCCUGGCGUGUCGGUGCCAAUGCGACAAACCUAUGACUUCUGGGCCAUAGGGAAGGACUGCUGUAGCAUCACGGCCUCGGACUUCCGCUGUGGCUCUUGGGGCUCCACCCAGGCGGACUUUGUUUUUUUGGGCCGCGUUUUUGGUGCGGUGCCGUAA
Cladocopium goreaui is the source of this 621-nucleotide messenger RNA. The record is from the annotation of a GenBank genome assembly. Lineage: Eukaryota; Dinophyceae; Suessiales; Symbiodiniaceae.